UGAAGAUUGUACAUCCCACCGCUCGCGGAGUAGACCACAAAACUCAAGGGUGCGUGAACGCAUACGGAGCAUUAAGAACAGAAGUCAAUAAAGAACCAUAAUUUUCCAUUGACAGGUCUGUUCCCAGGUGACAGAGGAUGUCCAGGGGUGAUUGGUCGUUCCUGGAACACCUGCUGGAGGACGGACAGGAGUACAGUACCGGAGUGGGCCGGGUCUGGCUGACGGUGCUCUUCCUGUUCCGCAUGUUGGUCCUGGGGACCGCUGCCGAGUCGGCCUGGGAUGACGAACAGACCGACUUCGAGUGCAACACCAAGCAGCCUGGAUGUACGGCUGUGUGCUACGACAAAGCUUUCCCCAUAUCGCACUUCCGCUACUUUGUUCUCCAGGUCAUUUUUGUUUCGACGCCAACAAUAUUUUACUAUGGCUAUGUGGCCAUGAGGGCAGCGAGGGAGAAGAGAGUGGAGGCGAUGGUGGGAGUGGGUGAUGGGGGUGGAGAAGGAGAUCAGGGGAGACGGAUGUGGAAGGAGAGGGAGAGAAAUCGGGAAGUUAAAAGGGGAGAUCAGAUUGAAGAACUUGAGGAGGAGAAAGGAGGAAAAGGUGAAACGUUUGUCAAAGUCUUACCAGAAGCUCCAAAGCUGAAGGGCCGUAUCCUCUGUGCCUACGCUGCCAGUAUCUUCCUAAAGGUCAUCUUGGAAGUCGGAUUCAUCGUGGGAUUAUGGCGUCUGUACGGAUUCGUCAUCCCAGCCCGGUUUGAGUGCGUCCGGGACCCCUGUCCUCACACAGUGGAUUGCUUUGUCUCAAGACCCACAGAGAAGACCAUUUUCACCAUCUACACCCAGGCCAUUGCUGCUGUCUCAAUCGUUCUCAACCUGGUGGAGCUGCUCUACCUUCUCCAGCUGGCCAUCACCCACUGCCUGGAGAAACGCUAUGGCCAGGGGCAGUGCACAUUCUCUGGGGCAACUGGGAUCCGACCGUGGCCUGGAGCUCCAGGGCAGGAGGUUGAGAUGGUACAAGCUCCCUCUUACCAGGAGAGGGAACAUCUGUAUUUGCCAGCAGGGGAGGGGGGUUACACCAAGCCCAGUCACAGUUCUGUCGAUAUGGGGUCAGGGGUUAGGGUGGACCCUGGGGGACACCUACCCAGCUAUCUGACCUGCAUGGGGGCCACACAUUCCCAAGAGAGAACCCACCCGAUGAAACAGCUGAGACAACCCGUUACCCAGGGAGGACACAGCAAAAAAAAUGGACAGCGUUAUGUGUGA
Messenger RNA from Esox lucius (northern pike), 1259 nucleotides. RefSeq names its product connexin 39.4 (gene gja4). Gene Ontology annotation, biological process: cell communication. Bases 138 to 1259 code for a protein of 373 amino acids. The record is from RefSeq and is a predicted model, not a curated record. NCBI's taxonomy places the organism in Eukaryota, Metazoa, Chordata, Actinopteri, Esociformes, Esocidae. The transcript has 2 exons. Gene Ontology annotation, cellular component: connexin complex.